Molecule: messenger RNA, 684 nt
Organism: Aspergillus ochraceoroseus IBT 24754
Lineage: Eukaryota; Fungi; Ascomycota; Eurotiomycetes; Eurotiales; Aspergillaceae
Exons: 1
Coding region: 1-684 (227 amino acids)
Source: RefSeq, a predicted model, not a curated record
AUGGAGUCAACCUACCUGUCUCCCUCUCGCCCAGGUCGUAUGGCAAUCGACUCUCUCUUGAAUCCCCCAGUGGAGGUCGAAAAACCUGCCUCCAAGAUCCAUUAUGAUCAUCACCUUCCUCAGUACUCGCCUGGCUACCCGCCAAGCCCCCACCAGUACUACUACAGCUUCUCAGAAAACCACCACCCCUACAGAGAAAGCACUGCUUCGUCACAAGAUCAAGCAUUCAUGCCCUAUAGACCACGAUCCACAGAGUCUUCCCCGGGGGGCUACUCGCGAGAUCGAUAUGACUCCGUAUCUAGCAGCUCGAGUAAUGCGCCAGAGCGACGGCGACCUCCCCGACCCAAGUACGAAGAAGAGGAGAUGUAUUUCAUCUGGUACCACCGCGUCGACCUGUGCCAGGAGUGGAAGGAAGUCCGGGAAAGCUUCAACCGCCAGUUCCCCAGUCGCCAACGACGCGGGUUCCAGGGCAUCCAGUGCAAAUUCUACCGAUUCAUCAGGGAGAAGAAAUGUCCAACCCUUCGCCAGCAGCGCCGCAUGCGCGACGGCGAGUUUCUCCGCAAGGGCUCUGGUCUCGCCGAAUCCAACGGUCCACGUUUUGGGGUGGUAGAAUGGAUGGGGGUAUGGUAUCCUUGGAUGCGUGAAAACAAAGACGAAGUCAUGACCCGUCGGAUACCACGAUAA